Filobasidium floriforme is the source of this 2228-nucleotide messenger RNA. RefSeq lists its product as uncharacterized. Gene Ontology annotation, cellular component: nucleus; transcription factor TFIIIB complex; transcription preinitiation complex. The record is from RefSeq and is a predicted model, not a curated record. Lineage: Eukaryota; Fungi; Basidiomycota; Tremellomycetes; Filobasidiales; Filobasidiaceae. Gene Ontology annotation, molecular function: RNA polymerase III general transcription initiation factor activity; RNA polymerase III type 3 promoter sequence-specific DNA binding; TBP-class protein binding. The coding region runs from base 112 to 2013 and encodes 633 amino acids. Gene Ontology annotation, biological process: transcription by RNA polymerase III; transcription preinitiation complex assembly; DNA-templated transcription initiation. The transcript is spliced from 8 exons.
CUCUAGGCUCAUUGGUAGUACCCUUCGCUGAAGAUUGAAUCGAAAGAAAGUCGAGCCUAUAGGAACCAUACCGAUAAUCGUUCCUCUGGAACAACAGCGAAUCCGUUCGCCAUGUUCGCCACUCUCUGUCCGAACUGCAUGGGCGAUAAGAUCAAGGAGGAUGCCGUACAGGGAAAGAGCUAUUGUUUGAGCUGUGGUACGGUGCUGAAUGAGAUGGUGUUGACGGAAGAGGUCGGUUUUCAAGAGACUUCCUCUGGAGCAGUAGUUGCGGAUGGAACGAGGUUAUCGGCAGGAGCUAUGGGCGUAUCGUUCGGCAAACAGGGUCGAUACGGUGGGACAUCUCAGGAGUUCACCGAAGCUGCCGGGAGAAGAAAGUGUGUAGAUCUUGCUUCGAAGAUGGCGUUGGGUCCGGGUGUUGGAGAAGAAGCCGGUCGUAUAUGGUUUCUGGCCUAUCAAGCAAGGUUCACUCGGGGUAGACGAGGAGACCUGGUCGUCGCUGCUUGUCUUUACGUGGCUUGUCGGACGAAGAAGUAUCCUUACCAGCUGAUCGAUUUCUCAUCGGCACUGAGCAAUGUCAACGUCUUCGAACUCGGUGGCGUCUAUCUCAAACUCCUCAAAGCGGUCCCCAUCAAAGACCCGCUUCCCCUUGACCCAUCGAUCUAUAUCCACCGAUUUGCUUCGAUGUUGGAAUUUGGCGAGGACACCGAAAAGGUCAAGAAUGACGCUACGAGCCUCGUCAGUGGAUUCAAGAGGGAUUGGAUGGUCGAAGGUCGACGCCCUUCAGGUAUCUGCGGAGCUGCGUUAAUCUUGGCAGCGAGGAUGAACAACUACAGGCGAUCGGUCGCAGAAAUCGUACAGGUCGUCAAGAUCGCCGAUUCGACCUUGAAGAAACGAUUGGAAGAGUUUCAACAGACGCCCGCCGGUCAGAUGUCGGUCACCGAGAUCCGUCAUAGGUGGGUACUGGACAAAGAAGGUACCAUGGCGUUCCCUUCGUCGGCCGCACCUCCUAUCUUCAACAAGCACAGGCGGGUCGAAGCGCUGCAGGCGGAAGCGUCAGCUAGGGCAGCUCGGAGAGCGAGUUCGGAGCGUGGAUCGAGCGCAGGCGAGGAUAGUGACGAGGAUGACGAUGACGAGUCUGGCUCGCGUAAAAGGAAGAGAAAGCUCAACAAAGGCAAAGAGGUCAAGCGAGUCAAACGGGACAGGGAGAACAGCGCUACGCCAAGUUCUCGGGGCGGAACACCUCGGGGAGAGUCUCCGGCAGGACAGAGAAACUCGCGAGCAGGUCCAGGGCCGACCACCCUAGCGAACGCGAUGGAGUCGGCUAGAUCGGUCGAGCAGGAAGAAAGAGACGAUGUUGAAGGAGACGAAGACGAUUUACUCAACAAUCCGAUCGCGGACCAAAUCGUCGGGGAUGAAUUGACUGAUGCGUUGGCGGACGAUGAUGUCGCUGAAGCGUUGAUGAAGAUCGAGCAUACCAAGGAGGAAGAGCUGAACCACAUCCAGGAGGAUAUCGCCCGUCGACCUGACGAUGACCCUCUGAAGGGUUUGGACGAGGACGAGCUCGACGAUUAUAUCUGCGAUCCGAUUGAAGCCAAGAUCAAGAUGCAUACCUGGAUCGAUACUAACAUGGACUAUCUCAUCAAAUUGCAAGCGAAACUACGAAAGAACAAGCUGGAUGAACUACGUGACGAAGCUGAGGCUGAACACAAGAAGCCGCGCAUGCGUCGAGGUCCCGUCGGGCCUGCCGAAAGCGCCGCCGAGUCGGCCAAGGGUCUCAUCGAACGUAGACAGUACAGUCGAAACGUCAACUACGGGGCUCUGGAAAGGCUUUUCGAGUCCAACCCCGAUGACGAGCGUGAUUCGCGGGAUGGUACGCCUCUUCAUGGGGUAGAUGAGAAGACGGACGAAAAGGGAGAAAACGAUCAAGAGCAUGAUGGUGAAUCUGAUGAAUUGAUGACCCGGAUAGCAGAGUGCUUACGAAUGCUUUGCUUACUCAGACGAAGAGAAAGGUGAAGAUAAUGGUAAUGACAAGGCGGACGAUUACGAUGAGGAAGACGAAGAACCUUCUUACCGACAUCAAUCUCACGCCGAUCACGAGCAGUGGGAUUGAAUGAUGGAUGGGAUUACGUGUAUCGGGCUGUGUGUAUUCUGCAUAUCUUACGAAUGAGUUGUAUCUAUUGGUACAGAGACUGAGAUAGAAUAGCCAGAUCUAUAGUUAUGCGUGCGCU